This is a messenger RNA of Mytilus californianus (California mussel), 11454 nucleotides long. RefSeq names its product polyamine-transporting ATPase 13A3-like. NCBI's taxonomy places the organism in Eukaryota, Metazoa, Mollusca, Bivalvia, Mytilida, Mytilidae. The record is from RefSeq and is a predicted model, not a curated record. The transcript has 31 exons. The coding region runs from base 140 to 3913 and encodes 1257 amino acids. Gene Ontology annotation, biological process: intracellular calcium ion homeostasis; polyamine transmembrane transport. Gene Ontology annotation, cellular component: membrane. Gene Ontology annotation, molecular function: ATPase-coupled monoatomic cation transmembrane transporter activity; ATP hydrolysis activity; ATP binding.
UAGAUUGAAUAUAUAUAUUUUAAAAUUAUUUGACAUUGUGUAGAAUGUCGACGAAGAAGUGGUGAAAAUGGAAUAAAUGAAGUAUUUUGAAAUAUAGGAUUAAUAAUCUAUAAAUAUUGUUGAUUUAGAUUAGUUGAAGAUGGCAUUUGUUCUAAAAGCAAUGGUAAAGAGAUCAGCAUGGGUCACAGGUCCCCCUCCAAUGAAUCCUUCCAAGAGAUAUGUCAACCCUGGAACCGAAGACCAGAUGUCAAUAGAGGGGUACAAAAAGAAUAGAUGGAAACUAGCUAUUGCAUACUUUUUAUACAUACUGACUGGUGGAUUGUUACGACUGGUUUUCUACUGGUUACCGCACUGGUUACUUAAAUUUACUCAUGACAAGUGCUUCCUACAUCAGGCAGACUCUGUAUUAUUACAGGACCAAUAUUUACAGUGGUUUGUUUCUAGAGUUAUCAUCACAACAAAAGAUGGAACCUGUGUUAAGAUUGUCAAGCCAUCAGCAUCCCUAAUCUUUAGACCUAAACAAAGAGACAGGGAAUUAGAAAACAUGUCAAGAUACAAGGAAACAACAGAAACUUAUGAGAACUCUUGUAAUUACAGUUCUAAGGAUGAUAGUUUAGUGAAAUAUUUUAUGGUUAAGAAGGUCAAAUAUGUCUGGAAUACCGAGAAAUCAGAUUUUUUAAAGUUAAAAGGACUAGAUGAAAAUAUGUGUUCAUUCUUCCAUGAAUCUCAGGGACUCAGUUAUACUGACCAAAUCAAAAGGAGGGUAGUUUAUGGAACUAAUUCCAUUGCUAUACAUGUUAGUCCAAUUGUUGUUUUACUAUUUAAAGAGGCAUUAUCUCCAUUUUAUGUGUUCCAAGCAUUCAGUGUAUCAGUAUGGUUCUCUGAUGAGUAUGAGAUAUAUGCUGCUUGUAUCAUUGUAAUCUCAGUAGGCUCCCUUGCCAUGACAAUUUAUCAAAUUAGAAAGGCACAGCGAGCAUUAAGGAAUACAAUUCAGUCAUCUACAGUGGUCACUGUGUGUAAAGGAGAUGAAAAAUAUGAAGACAUUCCAUCAGAAGAUUUAGUACCAGGAGAUGUCAUAGAAAUACCAAGACGUGGAUGUUUUAUGCAGUGUGAUGCUGUCCUUGUUACUGGAAAUUGUAUUGUUAAUGAAAGCAUGCUUACUGGUGAAAGUGUUCCAGUAACAAAGACCCCAUUACCUAAUCCUAAACUUCAAACAAACGAUGGUAGUAAAGACAUCCAGUAUGAUAUUAAAGACCAUGCCAGACAUACUCUGUUUUGUGGUACACAUGUUAUACAGACACGUUACUAUGGAACACAAAAAGUGAAAGCUGUCGUUGUUAGAACAGGAUUUUACACAGCUAAAGGAGAAUUAGUCAAAUCUAUAUUAUUCCCAAAACCAGUGGACUUUAAGUUUGAGAGAGAUACAUACAAAUUUGUGGGUGUACUGGCAUUGAUUGCUUGCUUAGGAUUUAUAUAUACAGUUAUAAUGGAGAUCAGAAAUGGGAAGACAGCAAGCCAGAUGAUAUUACGCUGCCUAGAUCUAAUUACUAUAACUGUGCCUCCUGCCUUACCGGCUGCCCUGGCUGUGGGCAUUGUUUUUGCCCAACACAGACUUAAAACAUUAAAAAUAUACUGUAUCAGUCCCAAAGCCAUAAAUGUAUGCGGCAGUAUUAAUGCUGUUUGUUUUGACAAGACUGGAACAUUAACAGAAGAUGGAUUAAUGAUGAAAUGUGUUGUUCAAGCUGAAAAUAAGCAAUUUCAGGAAGAUGAGGAUGCUAUGUUAUUGAGAAAUGGACCAUUAGUAUAUAAUAUGGCCACUUGUCAUUCUCUGACCAUAAUUGAUGGGAACCUCAGUGGUGAUCCUUUGGAUCUUAUCAUGUUUGAGGCCAUUGGAUGGGACUUAGAAGAGCCAGGACAGGAAGAGUGUAGAUUUGAUAUGAUGGUUCCUACUGUGGUUUUCCCAUCCUCUAAACAUCACCCUGGUAGUAACAAUGUACAAAUAGGUGUAGUUAGACAAUUCACCUUCACGUCCUCCCUACAGAGAAUGUCUGUUAUCGUCAGAAAUCUUAUAGAUGACCAUUUUGAAUUGUACUGUAAAGGUGCUCCAGAAAUGAUUGCAUCUUUAUGUAAUCCACAAACAGUUCCAGAAGACUUUCAGUCGAAACUAUCAUCCUACACCCAGCAUGGUUAUAGAGUCAUUGCUAUGGGAUGGAAACCAUUAUCUAGUAAAAUGAACUUUGUCAAGGUUCAACGAGUUCAAAGGGAACAAGUAGAAAGAGACCUAACAUUCCUUGGAUUUCUGGUAAUGGAGAAUAAACUUAAACCAGAAACAACAGCUGUCAUUCAGGAACUUAGAGAUGCAGACAUGAGGACCAUAAUGGUAACAGGUGACAACAUGUUAACGGCCCUAAGUGUGGCUAGGGAGUGUGGAAUGGUGAACAAACCAGAUCAUAUUAUUAUGGUGGAAUGUUUUAUGAACUCUGGUCUGGCUGAAGAAAGUCAGCCAGCAAUGGAAUUUGUUUAUGCUGAAGAUAGGAAUAAACCUGUUGAAGAAAUAUCUACUGAUUUGGACAUGAAGAUCCAGAUAGAGGAAGUUGGAGGUGAAAUGUUCCAUUUUGCUGUCACAGGAAAAUCAUUUUCAAUUCUCAGACAACAUUUCCCAGAUACUUUGUCCAAGAUUGUUGUUAGAGGUACAGUCUUUGCUAGAAUGUCACCAGACCAGAAAGCUCAGUUAGUGGAGAUCCUUCAGCAAAUAGGAUAUUAUGUGGCUAUGUGUGGAGAUGGUGCUAAUGAUUGUGGAGCAUUGAAGAUGGCACAUUCUGGUGUAUCAUUGUCAGAAGCUGAGGCCUCUGUAGCAUCACCAUUCACAUCAAAGACACCAAAUAUUACAUGUGUUCCUAACUUAAUCAAACAAGGAAGAGCUGCCUUAGUUACAUCAUUUGGAAUAUUCAAAUACAUGGCCUGUUACAGUUUGACACAGUUUACAUCUGUCUGUAUCUUAUACUGGAUUGGAAUAAACCUGACCGACUUUGAGUUCUUAUAUGUGGAUUUAUUUUUAUUGGCUUCCCUCAGUAUUACAUUUGGUAGGACAGAUGCAUACCCAGAGUUGGCAAAGGAUCCUCCAGCUUUUAGUCUGACCAGUCUCCUGCCGAUUACCUCCAUUGUAUUACACAUGACUAUACAAGUAGCGGUACAAAUAUUCAGUUUUGUACAUGUAAGGCAACAACCAUGGUUCACUCCACAUGUGCCAAAUGAAGACGAUAAUUACGCUUCCUAUGAGAAUUCAGCAGUAUUUUAUGUAUCAACCUAUCAGUUUAUGACAUUAGCUGUCACUUUUGCCAAAGGUUCUCCAUAUAGGAAGUCUAUGUUUUCUAAUUACUGGUUCCUGGCUAACCUUGUGAUAUGUUUAGGUGUUACACUUUGGAUUACCAUUUAUCCACCGCCAGCGAUUCUGGAGUUCAUUGAGUUAAAACCACCACCAGAGAUAACUUACAGAUUGCUGUAUGUAGGUGUGGCUGGUAUCAACUUUUUACUCUGUGUUUCAUUAGAGACAUAUUUCUUAGACAAUAUUUACACCAGGCGAAAACUACAUGCAAUGGCAGAAAAGAUUUUACCAGGAUGGUCUAGUGAAUAUAGUACAAUUGAACAUGAAAUGAAAACCUCUCCAGAUUGGCCACCUCCCAUUAGUAGAGAGUGCUCCAGGUCUAAUGGUUACCUCAGAAUGGAUAGUUUACCUGAAAGUGAGACUGCUGAACUUCUAUUGGAUACAGAAUCCGGUUCAGAAAUAAGCCUUAAUAAGUCUUCCUCCUCCUUGAAGAAAUGUUACAAGGGAGACAAUAUUAAAGAAACUAAAACUUUGGUGCUUAGAAUAGAAUCAAAUUCUGAUGAUGAUGUUGCUUUGUUGGAUAGCUAGCACUAGCUUUAUUAUAUAUAGGCAUUCAUUUCACUUAUUGAAAUCCAAAGCUUAAGAGAAUCUCUUGUUUAUAAUAUUGCAAGGUUGGAAAUUAUGAAUUUAUUCGUAUAAAGAGAUUAAAUUGGGAAAAUAUCCUCUUGCAUGAAUUUGAUUUGAAUUAAGAUCAGAAGAAUUCAGGAAUACCAAAGACAGGAGAGAAAAAAAAAACAACUCACAAACUGGUUUCAAUCUUCUUCAAGAUAAAAUAUAUACUAGUGGCUAUUUUCACCUUUUUAUCUUAAUCAUGAAAUGAGCUUUAUAAAUAAACCCCUUGCCAGAAUUACACACUUUACAGUAUUACUUAAUAUAAGCAAAAUGGUCAACCUUGCAUUAAUUGUAAGUGUACAUGUUGCUUUAAAGGGGCAUUAUCUGUCAAAUUCAUAUUCAUCAAUUUGACUCAAAUUUUCAUAUUUCAUUUAUAACCUACUUAAAUGUAUAUCCAACUUGCACAAAGUCUAAAAUGAACAACUAGCAAUUCAUGGACUCAAUAAUAUAUAUCCAGAUUUCGUGUGUAUUUUAGUCUAGACGUCAUCUAAUUAACCAUUGAGGUGACCUCAGAAGACUGCCGACGGUCAUAUAACCUGAUAUAAACAUAAAUAUAUGUAUAAAUAGAAAGCGAAAAUGUGCAAUUGGAUUUUUGUAGGCCUUUUUGAUUUCAUAUUAUAGGUUAAACAAGUAUGUUAAUCAUUGUUUUUACCUGUUUAAGAAUGAGUUUUUGUGGAUUUAAUCAGUCAACCAAAUGGUUUACCGUUGUUUCACUUUCAAUGUUGACAUUCUUUUCCCCUUUAAAAGCUGAGCACGCCUAGUUCAUGCAUAACCCAUCUCUAGCUAAGGGAUGAAAUAGAAGGUCAUAUGAAUACGGAUUCAAUGAGGUAGAAUUAUUCACUUGCAUUUGAAUAAUUCAUUAGUGAUGUUUCUUAGCUUAUUUUGACAAAAUUGAACCAAACUGACUGCUAAAAGCAAAUUAUUAUUUGACUAUUUCACUUUCAAUAAUUUUUUUUUUUUGUAUAUCUCGUAGCUAAUGCCCCUUUAAGUUAACUUUACAGAUCUUAUACAAUCUCAGACAUUGAGUUUAUGUGUCAUUAGUAAUCAAAUUUACAUUUGGUGUUUGCCAUAAUUAAGCAUUAUGAAUGAAUAUCAUUUGUUGGGUCAAUAACAGUACCUCUUGUUUCAUCUGAAGUUAGUACUCUCUUCAGAAAUGAAGGGGUAGUUUAGCAAAAUUUGUGAUUCAGGCUCUUUGAAACUUCUAGUUGUUUAAUAGUGGUUUUCUUCCCUAUACUUGUUAUUUUUAUUAGAAAAUGAAUCUCAUAUUAACCUUUCAUAUCUUGUUUCUGAUUAAGGAAAUGACACUAUCUGUUUACAAGGUCCAGUGAUUUUCAACAUUUCUGCCAUACAAAAUUUAACAUACAAGGGCCAUUUUCAAAAUGUUUUUAAAUUUGUGCUUAAAUUCAUAGUAUUGUAGCUCAUAGUGUGUACCGGUACUAACAAUAGUAUAGGUUAUUUCUAAUCAAAUCACUGUGUUAUAAAAGAUUGAAGAUAGACCAAACCACAAUUUUUACAAGUUUUGAUGUGUAUUUAUUCCAAAAAAUGUUCAAGAAGGAUAUCAUUGACAACACCAAAUUUGUGUAUGAGGUAGAGAUAUAUUUAUCUUUCUUGUAUGGGUUAAUUCAUUUUAGUUAGCAGCCUCCUUUGAUUCCAAAUUAUAAAAAAGGAAUGGAAAAUUUGCUAGUUUUCAGCUCACUGUUCUGAAAAAUAUCUUCUCCUCUGAAACUGCUGAACUUAUUCCAACCAAACUUAAGCUGAAUGAUGCUUAGGGUAUCUGGAUUAAAUUUAUGUUUUAUUUACUGUUUCGUCAAAUAACAUGGCUGCCAUGGCUAAAAAUUGAACAUAGGGGUAAAAUGCAGUUUUUGGCUUACAUCUCAAAAACCAAAGCAUUAAGAGCAAUUCUGACAUGGGGUUAAAGUGUUCAUUAGGUGAAGUUCUAUCAGCCCUGAAAUUUUCAGUUGAUAAAGAUAAAUUGUAAACAGCAAAAAUGUUCAGCAAAGUAAGAUCUACAAAUAAGUUUUGUAUUUCCAAAAUCGUCAAUUGUCCCCUUAAGGAGUUAUUGCCCUUUAAAAUCAUUUUUUCACAAUUUGUUCAUUUAGUUUGCUUACUUUAAAAAAUCUUUUCCUUUGAAACUGCUGAAUCAAUUUCAGCCAAACUUGGACUGAAUGAGUUUCAGAGUAUCUAGUAUAAAUUUUGGGUUUUAUUUUCUUGUACGUCAAGAAACAUAGCCACUAUGGCUAAAAUGAAACAUAGGGGUUAAAUGCAUUUCUUUGAUUUUGAAUUAAUAUGAGAUACAAAGAACAUUUCAAUGGAAGUUUUAAGCCAUUCAUUAAUAUAUAUUGAAAAGCAAAAAUAAUCAUUGUUGAAAGAUUUAAGCAAAAAAUUACAGGUGAGCGAUUCAGGCCCUUGAGAGCCUCUUGUUUAUAUAUGCCUUUAACAGCAACAUAUACCUUGAUUUUAAUUAAAUGUGUAAAACCAUUGAAAACAUAAUAAGUAUAUGAUAAAGAUUCUUACAAUUAAAAAUCCAGUAAGAUUUGAGAACGUUUAGAUUUCUCAAUGCAUUUUUCAAAUAACUAUAAGAUUCUCAUUACCUGAGGUGGAAAAAUGCCUGGAAGGUAAAAUCUUAAACUUUCUUCAGAUUGAAUUUUCAGUUUGCCAAGAUAUAGAUUUCUGUAUGCCUUGUUCAAAAUUAUUCUUCAUCAAUUUUGAACAUGUUAAAGAGAAAAUUAUUAAAGGUAAACUAGUCAACCUUUUUUUUAAAGGGAGGUAACUGAACGAUGUUUGAAGUGCCAACUUGCAGUUAAAACCAAAGUAGUUGAAGUGCCUUAUGUGUGAAGAAUGGUGUUUGUAUUUAUUGAUUUAUUUAUUCUGUAAUGUAUAUAUUUAUAAUAUGUGCCGAUAGCUAAAGUCUAAAUUUUAUUAAUAUUGUUUCUUUGAAUUUUUGUCAUUUUAUAUCUUAUCCAAUUGUUUGCUUCAUUUUUAUACGCCCGAUAAAUUUUUGACGGGACAUAUUAUGGUAUACAAAUGUCCGGCGUCCGUCCGUUUGUCUGUCCGGCGUAAACCUGUCGCACUGUAACUUGAGAAUGACUUAUCCAAAUUUCAUGAAACUUAACAUAGUUGUUUCUUAUGAUGGUCAAACGGUCUGUAUACUUUUUGGUGAAAAUAAGAUUAAAACUUUUUGAGUUACGGGACUUAGUAACUAAAACAGGUGUGUGUUUUUUUUCACAUGUCACGCCGUAUCUCAAAAACAAUUUAUGAUUAAUGCUUAAAACUUUACACACUUCUUAGUUAUAUUAAUCUUAAGAUCUGUAUACUUUUUGGUGAUGAUUCAAAAUUUUAUUUUAGAGAUAUUGAGUAUUUUGUAAAAAAGGGGGAGGGGUUUUUCACAUGUCCUGCCGUAUCUCAAAAACAGUUUAUGAUUAUUGCUUAAAACUUUACACACUUCUUAUUUAUAUUAACCUUAAGAUCUGUAUACUUUUUGGUGAUGAUUCAAAUUUUUAUUUUUGAGUUAUUGAGUAUUUUGUAAAAAAAGGGGGAGGGGUUUUUCACAUGUCGCACCGUAUCUCAAAAACGAUUUAUUAUUAUUGCUUGAAAUUUUCCACACUUCUUAGUUAUAUUAAUCUAAAGAUCUGUAUACUUUUUAUACGCCCGUUUACGGGACGUAUUAUGGUAUACCGUUGUACGUCCGUCUGUCCGUCCGUUGUCAACAUGUCGGACAUUAACUCAAAAACGCUUUAACCAAUUUGCUUAAAACUUUGGUGAAUUGUUUAUAUCUAUUGAUGUGAGCUCCCUUUCGUUUUUUAUAAAUUUUAGAUUUUACGUUUCCGAGUUAUGGGGUUUUAUUCAUUAAAAAAAGGGGGAUUUUCCAGUUUUUGGACAAUAACUCAAGAAUGCUUUCACCAACUUGCAAGAAAUUUUGGUUAAUUGUUUAUAUCUAUUGACAUGAGUUCCCUUUUGAUUUUUAUAAAUUUUAGAUUUUACGUUUCCGAGUUGUGGGGUUUUAUUCAUAAAAAAAAGGGGGAUUUUCCAGUUUUCGGAUAAUAACUCAAAAAUGCUUUCAGCAGUUCUCAUGAAACUUUGAUGAAUUGUUGAUAUCUAUUGAUGUAAGCUCCCUUUAGAAUUUUAUAAAUUUUAGAUUUUACAUUUCCGAAUUAUGGGGUUUAUUCAUUAAAAAAGGGGGAUUUUCCAGUUUUCAGACAAAAACUCAAAAAUGCUUUCAGCAAUUCGUAUGAAACUUUGGUGAACUGUUUAUAUCUAUUGAUGUAAGCUCCCUUUAGAAUUUUAUAAAUUUUAUUUGUUUAUAGUCUGACAACAGAUUUACUAAGUAUUGCGCAACAGCACAGUGUAUUGCACAACAGCAAGAAAUCUUUAAUUGAAUAUAAAUUCAAUUCAUAUAACCAACUUCAAGUUCUUUGACUACAUUUAUUCAGAAACCUAUAAUAGAUGUAUGUCAAAUAUUUAAUUACAAUCCAAAUUCAGACCUGUAUCAAGCUUGAAUAUUGUGUCCAUUUUUGCCCCAACUGUUCAGGGUUAGACCUCUGCGGGCGUAUCCAGCUACGCUCAGCGAAGCAGUUUAUUGGUUUUGAUUCAAAAUUUUAUUUUUGAGAUAUUGAUUUUUUUUUUUUUAAAGGGGGGGUUUUCACAUGUCGCGCCGUAUCUCAAAAACGAUUUAUGAUUAUUGCUUAAAAUUUUACACACUUCUUAGUUAUAUUAAUCUAAAGAUCUGUAUACUUUUUGGUUUUGAUUCAAAAUUUUAUUUUUUUUAGAGAUAUUGAGUUUUUUGUAAAAAAAAAGGGGGUUUUCGCAUGUCACGCCGUAUGUCAGAAACUAUUUAUGCUUAUUGCAUAAAAAUUCACACACAAGACGACCAGCGUAUCAUGCGCUCAUGGCGCAGCUGUUUAUUAUGUACAGUAUUUGUGUGGAUGCUUUCUCAUUUUUUUUUCUUCAAAUUUCUGGGCUUUUUUUAGGAUUUUGCGAUUGUAACGGCUCGAAAAAAGUUGACCAUGUUUAAGAAAAUAAACAACAAAAAAAAAAAAAAAAAAAACAUCCCAGGGAAAGAACAUCAUAUUAUUUCAACAUUUUGUGUAAAAAUCUUAUAAAAAAACAGAAACAACUGCAUAAAAAAGAAUAUAACAUUUCUUUAGUAUUUGAAGAUUAAAUCAUAAAUCAAUAAUAAAAAAAUGAAAACAACACUUCAUAAAUACAUUCGUCCAAAGCGUUUUUCUGGAUUUACCUUCAUCAGGAACGCUCAAAGACGAAUAUUUGAAAGCCAAGGAUGUAUAAAAACUGAAACUAUUGAAGAGCUAUAUAACCAAAAGGACCUGAACUAUGAACUUUGCAUUCAUAGAUCUUCGUAAGAACUUUAUUUUAAAGUGGUUAUCCCAACAUAUUAUAGACAUAUCAUGGUAUGCUGUACAGUUGGGUUGAUGUUUUUUCAUUGUAUACAUGUAUCAUAAUUUCAUAAUUUUGAAAAUGGAGGUUAUUGGAAUAUUAGUAUAUGGGCUGUAUUUUUCAGGUAAUUUAAAUAUUUACUAUAGCAUGAUUAGAGUGUCAUAUAUGAUUAUGACUAAAGUUUUCUGUUGGUGAAUAUAUAUAAUAUGUAACAAUUAUGCUAAAAAAAGGCAUUUUUUCUUGGCAUGGUGGCAAAAAAACAUAUAAGUUGAAAUUUAGAAUACAGUAACUGUUCAGCAUUAACUAUAUCAGUUUGUCUGUAUUUUUAUUAUAAGUACUGUUAUUUGAUUGACUGCAUUAGUAAGGAAAAUAUUUUUUAUACCCACUUAGAGCCCUGUCAAUUAUAGAAUUUAUUAAAUUUUUACAUAAUAAUAUAGAUUUUGAUUUGGUAGUACACAAUGUAUUUCAGAGGAAAAUCACUUGUGAAAACUUAUCAUUUCAUACGCAAAAAAGUCUCCUGGCAUAAGAAUAUGGGUGAAAAGGGGUAAAAUGUCUAAUUCCUGGUUUAUUUAACAACCUGGCGGGUAUUUUAAAAGUCCCGAGUUAGACGUGAAAUUUACGGGUUUCACCUGCAGAAUAUGGGUCCGUUGAGAGGUAUGUCAUUGUAAAAACUGAAUUUUCACAAACUUGUUUAAUGUUCAACAGAAGAGGGAUAUGCAGACAAUUUAAGUUGGUUAUAAAAGCUCAAAUGUUAUUGUUUUGUGACAUGCUGACUUUAAAUAAAACUUUUGACACUAAGUGUUCAGAUUGAAGCUUAAUGUUGUCUCAAAUACCAGAUCUUGCCUGUUGUCAAUUGAUCCAUAAUUAUCUUUGAACUUACUGCUACACAUGAAACUAAAACAGUGGUGAUGUUAUUGUUAAACUACAGUGACGCAGUUAAUAUUUGAUUUCAUAAUAGAAAAAAAAUGUCUAUGUAAUAUGGUAAUCUUUUUAUCGGAAUACAUCACAACAAAUUAAAAUAUAAGAAUAUAUUGAUUAUUUCUUUUGGAGAUGCUUUAAAAUUUAUGUGAAAUCCGACAGUUAAUUUAUUUGUUUGCUUGUCUGUAUCUUUUUAAAAUUGCUGACAUGUUUUUGUUUGUUGAUCUCAUUUUACAUGUAUUUAUUUAUGAUUUUUAAAAUGUCCAAUUUUAACUAUUAUUAUUUAUUGAAAUGUAAAUCAAAAGACAUUUUCUACAUCAUUAUAAUGUUUUCCAUAAUUUUACUAUAUUCUAUACAAUGUUAAUAUUUUGCAAAAAAAAAUUAAUUAUAAAAAUAUUUUCCACAAUUUGUUAAGUUAUAAAGUUAGGUCCCUAUGUGUCAGUCUCACAGGACUUCCUUAGCAAGAAUCUUUCUGUCUACUGCUGCAAUGCUUCAGUCUCACAGGACUUCCUCAGCAAGAAUCUUUCUGUCUACUGCUGCAAUGCUUCAGUCUCACAGGACUUCCUCAGCAAGAAUCUUUCUGUCUUCUGCUGCAAUGCUCCAGUCUCACAGGACUUCCUCAGCAAGAAUCUUUCUGUCUACUGCUGCAAUGCUUCAGUCUCACAGGACUUCCUCAGCAAGAAUCUUUCUGUCUACUGCUGCAAUGCUUCACAAUCACCACAUUUACAAACAUCAGAAGGAUUCAGAUUUUUAAAGCAAAUUAUAUAAUAUAUUUAUUUAAUAGAUAUCAAUUAGAUAUUUAGUACACAUCUGAAGUUGUGAUUGGAUCAAGUUUUGCUUAAAUUUUUGUUCAUUUGAACCACAAUAUCAAAUACCAGGUUUUUUUUUAAUUGAUAUAUGUAAUUUAAAUCCUUUUUUCAAACAAGAUUUUACUUAAAUUAUUGACAACUUAACUUGUGUCUUGAUCUGACAAAAAAAAGAUUGCAUAUUUUUAUUGUACUUAGCAUUUCAUUUAAAAAUGUGGUUUGUUUGUUUGUUUGUUUUGUAGUUGCAUUUGAACCCAAUAUGUUACAUUUUAAGACUUUAGUCACUUUAUGCUUUUGCUGACAUCAAACGAAAUACAAUGCAAUAAAAAAUUUUCUAAAUGA